This is a messenger RNA of Drosophila ficusphila, 943 nucleotides long. Its product is annotated as CLIP domain-containing serine protease 2. The coding region runs from base 34 to 912 and encodes 292 amino acids. Gene Ontology annotation, biological process: proteolysis. Gene Ontology annotation, molecular function: serine-type endopeptidase activity. The record is from RefSeq and is a predicted model, not a curated record. Lineage: Eukaryota; Metazoa; Arthropoda; Insecta; Diptera; Drosophilidae. The transcript is spliced from 2 exons.
UCACAGUCAGUUGACUUUGAGCUGCGCCUCAGAAUGCUUGGACGAAUCGCAAUUAUCGUGCUGCUUCUAGGCCUUUUUGGCUCGGAAGUGCAAUUAGAAAAGUUGGAGGACUCGGAAUGCGGUUACUUCGACGAGGAUCAGAUGAUCAAGCAGGGCAACUUUGCCAUUCCCACCGAUCACCAGUGGGUGGCUCGAAUCGUAUAUGGAAAUGGGUUCGAGGGAAAGAUUCGGGAUAAUGGCUGCUUGGGCGUGCUGAUAUCCAAGCGCUCUGUUCUGGCUCCCGCCCACUGUUUUGUCCAGUACAAUGGAGUGGCAGAGGCCUUCUCCGUUCACCUGGGCGUCUACAACAAAAGCGCAAAGGUGGGAGUCCCGGUUUGCGAAAAGGACGGCUACUGUGUGCGACCCGCUCAGGAAAUCAAGCUGGCCGAGGUGGCCAUCCAUCCGGAGUACGACUCGCGAACCCUGAAAAACAGUUUGGCGGUGCUCACCCUGCAGCGGGAUGCCAAGAUCUACCCAAAUGUGAUGCCCGUUUGCAUGCCACCGCACCACUUGGUCAACGAGACGCUGGUGGGCCAGACCUUCAUUGUGGCAGGUCUGCGAACCAAGGAGGAUCUCCGGCUCAAGACCUGGUUCAACUCGCUCAGCCGUUCCUUCUGCGAAUCGAAGGUCAAGACGCUGGUGACCAGCAGCAACACAGUGUGUGGAUAUCAAACCAAACCGGAGUCUUAUUACAUCGGAGCUCCGCUGGUGGGAAUGCAAAAGAAGAGGCGAGUCACGCAGAACUACUAUCUGGUGGGCAUAAUGAUCGACUGGCGCUGGGAGGACAACCGCAUCAUGUCCAGCUUCCUGGCGAUCCGAAACUACUUGGACUUCAUCCACCAGAAUGCCAAUUCGCUGAUUGUACGCUCUUGAGCGGAAAAUAAAAUACAGAGGAGAAAUACCA